This is a messenger RNA of Lentinula edodes (shiitake mushroom), 669 nucleotides long. RefSeq lists its product as uncharacterized. NCBI's taxonomy places the organism in Eukaryota, Fungi, Basidiomycota, Agaricomycetes, Agaricales, Omphalotaceae. The coding region runs from base 1 to 669 and encodes 222 amino acids. The record is from RefSeq and is a predicted model, not a curated record. The transcript is spliced from 5 exons.
AUGGCUCGGACUUGCGUUCUACUCGCGCUGCUCUUCACAUCGACGCUUUCUAGAUAUUUACCUCUUUUCGAUGAUUCUGAAUCUACAGAGGCUAUCGUCGCUUCACUUUCUGCUCCCAACCACCACGGGGCGCCUUUUCCGCCUGGUUCCUUUGGCUCAAGUGCUGGGUGGUAUUAUGGUGACGACCCCUCCUCAACUUUAGUUGAUGGUCUUCCGUGGUUAAAAGAUAAGGACUUGUGCGCGGUCCUCAAGCAAAGUCCUGACGCUAUCCAAUGCCCCAUCGUUAAAGCAAAACCGACCAAAACCUAUGGUAGACGAUCAGCUGACGCAACCGACUCUACGGCUACCGCUACAACAACUCCUACACCGUCAUAUACCGCGGUGUUCACAGACCUUGAUGCAUCCAUCGAGGGCUCCGGCUAUAUAACAUAUGGCCUAGUUGAUACCAAUUCUGAUUGUGAGACAUUUUGUAAUACCGUCUCGAAUUGUAUUUUCCUCAAUUCGUACUACGAUGUGAAUGGCAAGGACGAAAGUCCCAAGCUCACCUGUUCCCUGUAUUCGGUAGUACACACUGCGGCAGAAGCAACAAAUAAAGGCGGUCAGACAGAGCCUGAUGGAUUCAUGGACUAUAUCGCGAAUAGCUCAGGAUAUGCCCUCGUCACAUCAUGA